GUUAUCAAACGGGGCAGCUCCUAAUCGGCCAAGAGACUGUGAACCUAAGGGGCUGCCAGUGACUUCGGGCUUCUAAUCAUGGCUUUCCACAGGCACACAGGGCCUGGCAGUUACACCGUGGGCACCAUGUCGGAGCGCUUUGACUGCCACUACUGCCGUGACCCCCUGCACGGGAAGAAGUACGUGCAGAAAGAGGGCCGCCACUGCUGCGUCAAGUGCUUCGAGAAGAUCUGUGCCAACACCUGCAUUGAGUGCAAGAAACCCAUUGGAGCGGACUCCAAGGAGCUGCAUUUCAAGAACCGUUACUGGCAUGACAGCUGCUUCCGCUGCUUCAAGUGCUACACGUCUUUGGUCAACGAGCCCUUCAUGCUGAGGGAGAACAACAAGGUCUGGUGUAGCAACUGCACUGCCACGGAGGACGCGCCCAGGUGUAAGGGCUGCUUCAAGCCUAUAAUCGCAGGAGACCAAAAUGUUGAGUACAAGAAGAUGGUCUGGCAUAAGGACUGUUUCACUUGCAGCCAGUGCAAGACAGUGAUUGGAUCUGGGAGCUUCUUCCCCAAGGGUGAUGACUUCUACUGUGUCUCCUGCCAUGAGCAUAAGUUUGCCAAGACCUGUGCUAAAUGCAAGAACCCCAUCACUUCUGGAGGCCUCACUUACCAGGAGCAGCCUUGGCAUUCAGAGUGUUUCAUUUGCUCCAACUGCAAGAAGCAACUGGGUGGGAAGCGCUUCACAGCUGUAGAGGAUCAGUUUUACUGCGUUGACUGCUACAAGGAGUGCGUUGCCAAGAAGUGCGCUGGCUGCAAGAAUCCUAUUACAGCAGGAUUUGGAAGAGGAACCAGUGUGGUUAACUACGAAGAUGAGUCCUGGCACGAUUAUUGUUUCAAAUGCACAAAGUGUGCCCGUGGUCUGGCCAACAAGCGCUUUGUUUGCCAUAAUGGAAAAAUUUACUGUGCUGAUUGUCCCAAACGACUGUAA
Opisthocomus hoazin is the source of this 975-nucleotide messenger RNA. It is a transcript of the gene FHL1, whose product is annotated as four and a half LIM domains 1. The record is from RefSeq and is a predicted model, not a curated record. Gene Ontology annotation, molecular function: transmembrane transporter binding. NCBI's taxonomy places the organism in Eukaryota, Metazoa, Chordata, Aves, Opisthocomiformes, Opisthocomidae. Gene Ontology annotation, biological process: muscle organ development.